AACCUGUAAAACGCCUGCAUUUGUUUCUCCCUCCUAUUCUUCUUCGUUCUACUCAAUUACUUCGCUCAACAGUUGCUUCGCUCUUUCUCUCUCCUAAAAUUACAAUGACGAAGUUUAGGAAGCUCAAUCGACCUACAGGUCACCGUAUGUCCAUGCUCAGAACAAUGGUGUCUCAAUUGGUGAAACAUGAGCGUAUAGAGACAACUGUUGCAAAGGCGAAAGAGAUUCGAAGAUUAGCUGAUAAUAUGGUUCAAUUGGGAAAAGAUGGUUCCCUUUGUGCUGCUAGACGUGCUGCUGCUUUUGUCAGGGGUGAUGAUGUUAUUCACAAGCUAUUUACCGAGUUGGCAUAUCGAUACAAAGGUCGAGCUGGUGGUUACACAAGAUUGCUUAGGACACGUAUUCGAGUUGGUGAUGCAGCCCCGAUGGCGUAUAUUGAGUUUAUUGACAGAGAAAAUGAGCUUAGGCAGUCAAAACCUCCAACUCCUCAACUGCCACAAAGAGCACCCUUGGAUCCAUGGACAAAAUCAAAGCUUACCAGGCAAUAUGCAUCUCCUAAAGAGGAGAAGAUAUCUGAUUCCAAUAUUUAGCAUAUUCUGCUAUUCGGUGACACCGAUCUUCAGUAAUUUGGUUUAAUCAUGUUGUUCAUCAUGUUACGUCAAGGGAACUAAAUUUUUGUUGGUUACUUAACAAUAAUUUGUCUGUCAUCAUCCUAAAAUCGAGUGUCAAAGUUUGGUUGCAAGUAAUUUUGGACGAAGUAUACUCCCUCUCCCGUUUACCAAGAGGGCACCACCAUUUUUUUUUGGCAUUUGUAUAAAUACAUAGAACAAAUGAAAAUGGAGAGUUUAAAUAUUGUACUA
This is a messenger RNA of Beta vulgaris subsp. vulgaris (sugar beet), 857 nucleotides long. RefSeq lists its product as uncharacterized. Gene Ontology annotation, molecular function: structural constituent of ribosome. Gene Ontology annotation, biological process: translation. Bases 105 to 587 code for a protein of 160 amino acids. The transcript is spliced from 6 exons. Lineage: Eukaryota; Viridiplantae; Streptophyta; Magnoliopsida; Caryophyllales; Amaranthaceae. The record is from RefSeq and is a predicted model, not a curated record. Gene Ontology annotation, cellular component: ribosome; large ribosomal subunit.